Molecule: messenger RNA, 945 nt
Organism: Parastagonospora nodorum SN15
Lineage: Eukaryota; Fungi; Ascomycota; Dothideomycetes; Pleosporales; Phaeosphaeriaceae
Exons: 2
Coding region: 1-945 (314 amino acids)
Molecular function (GO): oxidoreductase activity
Source: RefSeq, a predicted model, not a curated record
AUGGCUCUUCUCGACGUCGCCGUCAUCGGCGGAGGCCCUGCGGGUCUCACUGCAGCAGCAACACUCGCCAGGCAGACACACACGGUUAUUGUAUUCGACAACAACGUGUAUCGAAACGAGGGAAGUUACCAUGUUCACACCGUACCAGGCUGGGACCACAAAGACCCCGAAGAGUUCCGUGCAACAAGCCGAAGACAGAUUGAAGAGAAUUACGAGACGGUACAGUUCGCUGAUGUCGGAGUAACUACUGUGGAGAAGAAGAGCGAUUCCUGCUUCCAUGUUAUCGACGACACAGGCAAGACGUGGGAAGCCAAGAAGUUGAUUCUGGCGAUUGGUUCGAGCGAUGUACUGCCCGAACUCGACGGAUACAGCGAACUAUGGAAGAAGAAGAUUUACCAUUGCCUCUUCUGUCUUGGCUAUGAAGACCGCGGAGCUGCAAGCUCGGGUGUUCUCGCCAUUCAAGUACUGGCUAUCAUGCCUGCUCUUGCGGUCCACAUGGCUGAUAAUGCAGCGCAACUCUCAAAGGAAGUUACCAUCUUCACCAAUGGCUCUGAAGAAGUCGCGAGACAGAUCCAAGCAAUGUGUCCAAGCUCGCCCUUCAAGGUCGACACGCGCCCCAUCGAUAACUUGACCGACAUCGAGGGAGGCGUCAACAUCGCCUUCGCCGACGGCAACUCGAAGGAAGUGUGCUUCCUAGUUCACAAUCCUCUGACCAUCCCUCAGGGACCGUUUGCGAAGCAGCUGGGUCUGACUUUAUCGCAGACUGGGGACGUCCAAGCUGAUGCGCCAGCAUUCCAGACCACUGAGCGAGGGGUGUUUGCCGCUGGUGACUGCAUCUCCCCAUACAAGGUGAUUCCGCAUGCGAUCAUGACGGGGAACUUUGCUGCUGUUGCGGCGGCGACACAGAUCCAGGCUGAGAAGCACGGACAUUUCUCCAUGGUCUAG